Molecule: messenger RNA, 2331 nt
Organism: Syngnathus typhle (broad-nosed pipefish)
Lineage: Eukaryota; Metazoa; Chordata; Actinopteri; Syngnathiformes; Syngnathidae
Gene: rabgef1l
Product: RAB guanine nucleotide exchange factor (GEF) 1, like
Exons: 7
Coding region: 626-1609 (327 amino acids)
Biological process (GO): vesicle-mediated transport
Cellular component (GO): endocytic vesicle; cytosol
Molecular function (GO): zinc ion binding; guanyl-nucleotide exchange factor activity; small GTPase binding
Source: RefSeq, a predicted model, not a curated record
GAUAUCAGAAGGCCCAGCCGCAGCCUGCCCUCACACCUUUCAACAAGUUUGACGAACGGAAGACCAAGGAAAAGUCGAGCAGGGUCAACACUGUCGCCAAGUUUUUCGCGCCCUCCAUCAAAAUACCACCCAAAAAAGGUAAGGGCUUUUGACGGAUCGGCCCGUGCCGCUGCUAUGAAAAGUCAAAGAUGUCACUAACCGCUCAAACUGCCCGUGACUGGUAACACGCUUCUUUUUUAAGGGGACGGCCAAGCAGGGCACAAUAUGAGUGGCUGCUUUCAGAGUCUGUGAUAGGCCAGCACUUUGCAGUUAAUGAUGGAAGGCCAGCGGCUUUUUUUCCCCGCUUCUUGUCAUCUGAGCAGAGAGGGGAGUGGUGAGCAGUAAACGAUACGCUCAAGUCGAGAUUCAGUCGAUCUCUUGAUGUGUGUGAGAAGAGCCGUUCUAAACCUGCUCCCUAAAUGCCACCACCUCUUUGGAUGCUCAGUCCAGCCCGAGCUCCUUCCCCGCAUCGAGCCGACCCUCCUCCGCGGACACCGACCGCGCGACGAGGGAGUUCAUCGAUUUCCUCAAGCCUCUGAAAUACGGCCAGCAGAUCUUUAAACAGUGUCGAGCCUUCACGGAGAGCAUGGCCUACAAGCGGGACAUGGGUGCAGAGGACAUGUCCGAAUGCGUUCAGGACUUCUACCAGUCUCUCUCGGAACGCCUUCAUACUCAAUUCAAAGGCUCAUCCGAGUACAUCGAGGGCAUCAUGGACCAAGUGGAGAGAUAUAUCACGACGCGUUUGUACAAGGAAGUGUUUUGUCCGGAAACGUCCGACGAUGAGAAGAAAGACCUGGCAGUACAGAAUAGGAUCAGAGCCUUGCACUGGGUCACCAUUGAGAUGCUGGGUGUUCCCGUCGAUGAGGGGAUCCCCGAGGCUUCCGACAGCGUGGUGAAAGCCAUCACGGACGUGAUCGAAAUCGAUUCCAAGCGAGUGCCCAAGGACAAGCUGGCGUGCAUCACGUGCUGCAGCAAGCACAUCUUCAACGCCAUCCGCAUCAGCAAGAAGGAGGCGGCGUCGGCGGACGACUUCCUGCCCACGCUCAUCUACAUCGUGCUGAAGGCCAACCCACCGCGCCUUCAGUCCAACAUUCAGUACAUCACUCGCUUCUGCAACCCCAGCAGGCUCAUGACUGGAGAGGAUGGCUACUACUUCACUAAUCUGUGUUGCGCCUUGACCUUCAUUGAGAAACUGGAUGGCAAGUCACUCAACCUGACCGCCGAGGAGUUUGACCGUUACAUGUCCGGGGGGUCCCCCAACCGGCCCCAGGCGGGCGGCGCCGCCGCGUUCAUCCAGGUGCACAAGCGCCUGGACCUACUGACGGGCCUCGGCGAGCGGCAGGAGCUCGUCAUGGAGCGGGCGCGGCAGCUGGAGAGCGACCUCAUCGACUGGACGGACGAAGUGGAGCAGAACGUGCAGAGCGUCCUGGAGACUUUUGAGGCGCAGAGCCCCCCCGCCGCCGGCGGCGCGGCGACGGGCGCGCCGGUGGCCGCUUCGGCUAUCGACUCUGAUAACGUUGAGAAUGAGCACCUGCCACCGCCGCUGACGCCGCAAGUGUUUGCCGGCUGAUGCACGAGGAACUACGCCACUCAUCCAUCCAUCCUUCCUUCCAUUCAUUCAAAUCGAAAGGCCUGAAACACCUUCGAAUGCACGGCAAUGAUUAGGUCACACCUAUUAUUCCUUCUGAGAAAAGAGUUGCUCUUUUCCAAGCACUUUAAUGAUUAUAAAUAUUAUUUCAUUAAGGAUAGUGCAGACGCUGUUGUCAGGUGUGCCCUGCAGCAGCGGCAUCCGUUUGGACAUUGCGUGUAUAAUAUUUAGAUUUUAAUCAAUUUCUUAUAGCUCUUUUCUAGCCAUAUAUGAUCUGGUGGUUUUGUUUGGUUUUGAGAUGAGGCUUUAAAACUUAAUUUCUUGGCGUAGGUUAAAGCACUGUAGAAGCUGGAAGAGGCUUUCACACACUGGCCACAACAUUAAGUACACUCGCACGAUCUUUUGAGGUUCAUUAUCAGAACUGAAUCUAAAGAUGGCCUUUACAAAUAUGAUCAUCUUAGUCAUUAUUGUGUAUUACGCUUAGUGGAGUAUUCUAUUUUUGUAAAUGUGAAUUCUAUUUAAUGGGGUGGCCAAGUGAGUGUACGGAGAAGUUUAAAACAUCCUCAUAGGUUUGUUACCGUUUCAUAUAGGAGUCAAUACUGUCCUUAUUUAAUGAUAACUUAUUGGGAAAAAUUGUGUGUGAGCAUGUGUGUGUGUGUUAAGCGAUGAUGACUAAUAAAAGCUGAGAGGAGAACGCCUGUCAA